Molecule: messenger RNA, 471 nt
Organism: Aplysia californica (California sea hare)
Lineage: Eukaryota; Metazoa; Mollusca; Gastropoda; Aplysiida; Aplysiidae
Source: the annotation of a RefSeq genome assembly
UUGAAUUUGAAGAUUUUACUAUUAACUACUUUCAUUUUACUAACUACUUUUCCAUUAUAUAAAAAUCCAAUUAGAUUAGGAGGAGUGUUAGUCCUUAUUAGGUUUUGUCUUGUAAGUCUUGCCUCUCUUUUCUCUAGUUGAUGGUACUCUUAUGUUCUAUUUUUAGUAUACAUUGGAGGUUUGCUAGUGAUAUUUAUUUAUGUUUGUUUAGUUAGAAGAAAUUAUCCUUUUUAUAUAAAUUCUAACCAGGUUACUUUAUCCUUGGUUAUUUCUUUAGGAGGUUCUUACAUUAUAUCUUUAAAGCCUGUAACUAUAAGUUUUCUUGGAAGAGGAUUAUGAGAUUCUGGAAGCAAUUUGGUUUCUGAUACUUCUUUAUCGCUAUUUGUAGGUUUAGUGGUUCUUCUUCUUUUGAUGCUUUUAGUUGUAGUUCGAAGCUCCGGUGCUGGGGCUGUAAUCGUUAGCGGUGAGUAA